Molecule: messenger RNA, 2813 nt
Organism: Gadus chalcogrammus (walleye pollock)
Lineage: Eukaryota; Metazoa; Chordata; Actinopteri; Gadiformes; Gadidae
Product: arrestin domain-containing protein 3-like
Exons: 6
Coding region: 373-1374 (333 amino acids)
Biological process (GO): protein transport
Cellular component (GO): plasma membrane; cytoplasm
Source: RefSeq, a predicted model, not a curated record
AUAUUUGAAUGGGGGGAGUGGGGGUGGUGGGGGACUGUGCUGCUGGGCACUGCGAUGUCUUCGGUUACCAAAGUGAAAACGGACUCCUGCAACCUUGAUCACAUGAUCAGGUGUGACAGAGAUACCUGCAGGCUAAAGGUUGGCUGAAAAGAUCUCCUGUUCCAGUCAUGCCACUUUUAUCAGUAGCCUAUGCUGGCUUGUUUCUCCGUUGGGAUGCAAAGGAUGGACUAAAACGUACUUCCAAUGGAUUGCCCGGUUUUAUUUAGAGAUCCCUGUCUCUCACUCCAUAUUCUUCAAAUAUUUUGACAAUCUUUCAAUUUUCUUUACCAGAACGAAAAUAUCCAUCUAUUUUUUUUUUUUUUAUAUAAUACAAUGACUAUAAAACAUCUACGUGUGGAAUGUGACCAGAAGAAUGGGACAACGGGAGCGUUUUCUCCAGGGGAUAUACUCUUUGGAAGAGUCAUGGUGAUGGCCGAUAAGGAGACCAAGGUGCAAUGUUUAAUUGUCAAAGCAAAAGGAAAAGUGGAGGUGAAGUGGCCUGAGCAGCAGGGGAACGGUCCUCCAGGGGUCAUCAGUGACAAGAAGAGAUACUUUUAUUUUGAAAAGAUCCUUCUUCAGGACAAAAAAGCAGAUGGUUCUGUUAUCAUCGGACAAGGCGAAAAUUCCUAUUCAUUCAGCUUUGAUAUUCCAAAUAGAGAUAUGCCUUCGUCUUAUGAGGGGAAAUGGGGGAGCAUUACAUAUAGUCUGCACACAAAACUGACCCAGACAGCUUGGCAAGUAUACAAAGCCAAGACUCAGUUUCCAGUUUUAACAAAGAAUGAAUUCCCCUUCGGCUCAAAGUCAGAGAUGAUUAUCAUAGGACUAAAGGAGCCACAGUGUGCCACCAGGAUUUCAUUCUGUGGCUCUGGAAAAGUCACUGUUAAUGUUUCGACUGAAAACAUGGGUCUGACACAAAGUGAAUCCAUGGAAGUGAGAGCGGAGGUCCUCAACGACUCUGCGUUCGCCGUGACCCCCAGGUUUUACGUGUGCGAGAAGCAGACGUUUGUCACGCGUUCCCAGAGGACGGUGGUGCACGUCAGUCACGUCGAGUUUGGGACCGGGGGUUGCGCUGUCCCUGCGGCUAGCGCCACGACAAUAGCGAGGGUGCUGACCGCCCCGCCACAACUCCACCCCACCUUCUUCAACUGCUCCAUGAUGAGACUUGAGUACCGGCUGAAGGUCAUGCUUGAGUUUGCGCAGGCAAGAAACGCUGAGAUCAAGCUUCCUUUGAUCAUCCUGCGAGGUUACACAAGACCACUGGAGCAGAAAACCAAGAAAUCACAACGCUUCAAGUCACUUCCUGGUCGAAGUCCACUUCCUUCCUGUAUAAACUGAGCUGCUUAGAUGAAUAGAAUGUUUGUUGUUUAAUAUUGACUCAAAUAGUUUUCAUUCUUUCUAUUUGUGUGUGUUUGUGCGUGUCUGUUGUGUGUGUGUGUGUGUGUGUGUGUUUGUCCUUUUGUGUGUGUGUGUGUGUGUGUGUGUGUGUGUGUGUGUGUGUGUGUGUGUUUGUCCUUUUGUGUGUGUGUGUGUGUGUGUGUGUGUGUGUGUGUGUGUCGGUGUCGGUUUAUGUAUGUGUUUAUGUGUGUGUGUAUGUGUCGUGUGUCUCUCGACACAACUUUCAAUUGUUUUCCUGCAUUGUGCCCAUUCAUUCACUAGAGGGAGACAUUUGCCACAUUUUAGAGUUGUAAGGUAGGACGUAAGUAAACUCACUGAGUUGUCUCGAUGUCCGCUAUUUUGACAAUAUUGUCAUCAAUCUUGGCCAAAAAUCUAGUGUGUGGUAGAAUAUCCUCCAUAACCCUUUGAAGUAAUACGGUGUGUCAUGUCUAGGACAGACAAAAACGAACUAUUCAUGUGACAUUCAUGCAAUUAAAUAUAAAAUGAUAAAACAGUUUUGAAAUAUAAGAUUGGAUUCCCGUUUCCUAAGCCUACUAGAAGGAUACUCUGGUACCAUCAGUCUACAAGAUUAACCAACCUAAGCUUCCAACUACCUAUCCCAUGCACAUACACGUACACGUACACGCACGCACACAAAUACCCAGAUGGUGUGUUUUGCGAUCCCCUAUGCCACAGGCUGGCCGUGGACAUCUGGGAUUGAACCCAGAAGGCCUCUACCUCUCAGCUGUGCUUCUGAGGUAUAGAGGGACACUCAUAAAACCCUUCUGGUUGUGACUCAGUCAGCAGUGGUGUCUUUCGCCUAAAUGAACUUGCGAUAAGCCUAUCAAUAACUUUGGUAAGACCUUUGCAACAACAACAAUAGAAGAAUGAGAUCAGUAGUUUAGUUUAGGACUGCAAUGUAAGCACCAAAAUACCUGCAUUGACUGUUCUGAGGGGCAACAUGUGCGUCUUACUUGGUUGGACCAUUGGUUAUAUACUUCAUACAGGGGCUUAACCCUUUUCCUUGUCUUUAUCUGUGUGACACUCUCCCGUUUGGCUUUGCGUGUCGAGGCUUUGACUUUCGGUAUUCCGGUCUCUCCCUCUGGCCUGAACCGCAUGACAUGAACUGCAUUUGAAUGUGAGACAAGGAGCGGAGUGGUAAGCGAGUAUUAAAUGAGAGCCAUUUCUCUUUUGAAUCAGUGCAAUGUUAAUAGCCUUAACCUGCGCAGAGUAGGCCUACAUUUACUAGAAUAGAAUAGAAUAUAAUCAAAUAGAACGGAAAAGAGAGUAGUUUGGUUGUGUUUUCGGGUUUGGUGGAGCCAGUCCACCUGCAGUAAAGACCAGACCGGUAGUCAUGGCUCCUAUCCGGCAUGGCGGUGGAUCUGGGUUGGAAACCCUGC